AGAAAGAGGGAGAGGGGGGACCUGGAAAGGAAAGGGUAGAGAGAAAGGGAAAUAAGUCAGGAGCGAUGGCGGAAAAAGAUCCAGGGAGGAAAAUCAGUGUUUAUAGAAGUGUUUCGUUUAAAUAUCAUCUGAGUGAGUGGAGAGGUGGCAGCCUAGCGGAUGAGAAUCAGUCCAAAAAGUCCAAAGUCUUGAUCAGUUCAGCCCAGACGCAGGACACUUUGUCUCCCAGCUCUGAUGCUUGUGGUGGUGGUGACGCUGGUGUUGGUGGUGGUGGUGGUGGAGGAGGAGAGAAGAGCCUGCAAUCGCACAGCAGCAGAUCUGUGAGCAAAAUCCGUUCGGUUUGCAGGUUGGUGUCUGCCAAGGCUUCCAGCCCAGAAGGCAAAAGGAGCCACCAGAUCUCGCCAUCCAUUCGCCAACGCUCCGAGCUCUUCAGCGCUGGGCAAGGCUGGGCUCCUGCCCAACAACAACAACAACAGCCACAAGCCUCCAGACCCUCGCCAGCAAUACCCAGCAGCAAAUCUGGAGAAAGGGAGCAACAGCAAUCGGGUAAACCCGAGCCCUCGCCAGCCCUGAUUGACCCGUCAUCCACCCAGGUUCCAGAUCUCACACCUGGGGUACAGAUGGACAACUUUGUCCCGGCCGCUGGAACGCUGAUCAGCUUUGACCACGAGCAGCAAGGUUACGGUGGGGGUCUCUCCGGCCUGUCCUGUCUGGACUCUCCUCAACCAGCCCUGGCCGAGCAGGGCAGAAUCUUCCUCCAGAAUCCCCCCGAACCUGCCCAAUGGCCCAGUGUCCCUGAGAUGCUCAAGCGUUUUGGUGAGAGCGGUUUCAGGAGAUCCCAUUCGCACUCGACCUCCGAGAUCUGGGACCUCACCCCCUCCCCAGAAGUCCUCGGCCAGGGCCAGGGUGGGUGGUGGGUGUGUGAGGCGCCUGGGGUUAGAUGCAUCCAGCAACAGGAGGAGGCAAUGGACCAAAGCCCUGGCUGCAAGCCCUCGCCCCCUUGGUCCAGGGCUCCGACUGCUGACGUCCUUUAUUCUUGGGUCAGCAGUGAGGAAAAGAGUCUCAGUUGUAGCCCUGGUACCAGGCAGCAGUCCCCACCUCCACCUCCACCAACCCCACCACCUCGGAGCUCCUUGCCAUCAGAGCAGAGAUCGCUUUGGCUCUCGCCAGCUCUGCACAAACAAGAGGCAAGGCAGGAAUCGGAUAGUUUACAUUCCUUGCAUAACUGCUUCCUACCACAGACUGCCCCCACCACCACUGCUGCUGCUACUACAAGCAGUAGUACUGGGUUUCAAGCGAGCUCUAGCGACGGGGAGAAGGAAUACGCCACAGACCGGCAGAGGCAGGCACAGUGCAGAGUUCCUGGCAAGGUCAGGUCUCCCGAGCGGUCCUCAGAGAGCGAGGGGGAUUGUCCCGUGGCCCCAAGGGAUGUCAGGAGGAGAUCGCUUCGCAAGAAAAAAUCCAGCCUGGCUCUGGGCAGUCAGGGUGAGUCAGACAGUGAUGUGCCCUCGGGGGACUGUCUGCUGAGGCAUGAAGGAGGGCACGGACACUCCUGCAAAAGUGAUGGGGAUUUGAAGUUGUGGCGGCAAGUUUCUGAACCGAGCUCCUCGGCACCGGAUUACGACGCCCCGUGUCCCUUUGCCACGCUUCCCCGUGAAAGAAAGCACAGCCCCUCAGCAGCCGGCCAGAGCAGCAAAGUUCAUCAGAGCCAUAAAAGGCCUGUGAGGCUGGUCGGGGAGAGUGGAACAGCCGCAACUGUGAACCAGCCUCGCAGCACUGCGGGCUCACCCAUACCCCUGGUCUCCAGAGUGGCGAAGGUCAACAUCCAGUCUUUCCAGAGCCCCAACAGCUCCCGGAGCAGCAGCAGGUAUUCCAGCACCGAGACGCUGAAGGAGGAAGAUCACUUCGGCUCUGGCUGCCCCGGAUUAAGCAGGAGCUGCCAGGGGAGCUUGAACAUGCACCGGUCUCCGAGCUUCGGUCGCGGCGACGAGACGGCCAAACACCUGCAGCCGUCAGUCCGCACUCGGCCCAGGCUGCCCUUCGGUAUCGUCAAGGUAAGGACCGAAGGGUCAUCGGGGAACACCAGCCCCCAGCACCAGUGUCGACCCGAGAAAUCUAAGUACAGGAAGUCGAUGUCCAACCCCGACAUAGCCAUGGAGACACUGACGCUGCUCAGUUUCCUUAAGUCGGACUUUUCGGGGCUGCGUUUGAGGAAGGAGAGAGAGGAGUGCGAUCGUGAUGGGGUUAAUCACACAGGGGCUGCUGCCGAUGGCUGCCAAGCUAAGGAACGGCAGCGAGGGUUGGGGGCGGUGGGGAAAGGCAGGGGGUCGCUGUUCGCUCUAAACCAGGCAGCGGCCGGACGCCCGACUCUCAAGGAGCUCACGGCCACCCUGCGGCGAGCUCGGUCCUUCACGUGUCCCGACAAGCCCUGGGGGCGGCGGGCGGUGUCGCGCACUGCCAUCAAACCCAGCAGCUCGGAGCUGGCCCUCGCCAGCCUGGGGAACUGUGACUCGGCCUCGCCGGGCGGGAGAGGGCGAGGGGAGGAGCUGACCGUGGACAUGAAGGUGAGGAACAUCGAGGAAGCCGGGCUACUGUUCGCGAAGAUCAACAGGAUGUGGUCACAGAAAGGCUCUGCUGACCCCCAAGGCGGGGAGCGUAGGGGGAGCACGGAGGACGUGGAGGAGUUGCCUAAAGACCUCGUUGCCGAGGUUCCGUCCAAAGAGGCGGCGGACGAAGAUGAGAAGGUGAGGAAGGGGGAGUCGGAGGACAAUCUGUCCGGAGGAAAGUCAGCCGACGACUUGUCGGGUCCAGAGUCCAGCAUGACGGACGAGGGCAUCGUGACCGAGCCCGAGACGGGAUCCAGCAGCACCUUGUACAAGGAGAUUCCCGAUCAGACGCUCGUGCAGAAGCCGGCAGAGAGCGUUAACAAGGAGGAUCAGAGAGAACUGCGAGCUGGCAAAGCUCUGGCCCCUGGCACUCUGGCGGCGGUGAGGACUGGCUACGAGAGCGUUGCGAUAGGCGGGGACUUGCCGUACACUAAAACUGCUGUCCCGGUCACUCUGGAGCCACCUCUGACUCCCAGUUCUGUCCGACGCAGGAGGAAAUUUCCUCCCAGUGGGAGCAAUGGCUCGGACUCCAGCAAUGGCAGCAACGGGGAGCUGAGUGGCGAAACUCAGCGUUCUCUGAGCGACCCAAUGCCUCAACGUCGCUGCUCCACCUCCGAAGAGGCCGAGAGUUUCUCCGUGGACAGCAACCUGCUGGGCUCGCUGAACUCCGUCAAGGGGGGCGGGAUGCUGGAGGGUUCGGCCACCGCCUUGUCCGAGUGUACGGGGAGCGCAGCCAGCGACCUGUCGGUCUGCAGUGACGCUCUCAGGGACUACAACACUGUGAUCCAGAGCAUAGUCAGGGAACCGGGGACCAUGGACAAAGUGAUUGACGACAAAGGCAAUGGCAAGCUGCUGAAGAAGAAAUCGCUGAGCGACCCGAGCCGCAGAGGGGAGCUGAACACCCCAGAGUUCAAGGGUCCCGGGGAGCCCAUCAACGAGAUGGAGCAGCCUAUCCCCGCCUCCAGCAGCGAACCCAUCCUCUCGGAGCAGAGGGACGAGGCGGGCGAGCUCGAGGAGUUCUCCAAACCCUCUCGGAAGCCGCGCUCAAAGUCGGAACGCACCCUGCCCCUGCAGGUCAUCGAGGAGCAGGACAAGGCUAACCUACAGACCUUCAGCCUGGACCCCAAGCUGACCGAGGUCCUCUCUCCCAGGUCCAUGAGGCGCAGCUCCAAGAAGCGCAACAACCGGGUCACGCAGCAGGAGGGUAGGAAGUAUGAAGUGCCGGUGAGGUGGACCAGUCUCCCUGCCAAAACAAGGCUGUCACCCAAACACAUCAGGCACACCAGCGAGCCUACCAGCUUCAUCCCUGUCGCAUCCAAAGUCGUCGCUCCCGAGACCCACCUGCGUUGCAGCCAGCCGGUUCACAUAACAGCGCCCGAGCCCUCCAGGCACUCUCGGAAGCAGUGCCCGCUGGCCCAGACGCCGUCCUUGGAAGACGUGACCAAGCAGUACAUCCUGAAAGGGGAGUCGUCUGUUCUGCCCACCAUGGAUUUGCCUGUGUCGCCCACUGGUACUGAACCUCGUGUCCCUUCUCUGUCCAAGCCACACGAGGAACUGGGUCCAAGCGUCAACAAAGCGAAGCCUCAAGUGGAUAUGAGAAAACAUGUGAUGAUGACACUGCUGGAUGCAGAACAAUCAUACGUGGAGUCCCUCCGAACCCUCAUACAGGGAUAUAUGAGACCGCUGAAGCAGCCAGAGAAUUCCUUUAUCUGCGACUUGGCUCUCGUUGAUGACAUGUUUUUCCAGAUUCCUGAAAUAUUGGAACACCACGAGAAGUUUCUAGAACAAGCCCACCAGUGUGUCCAAAACUGGCAUGAAAAGCAGAAAGUGGGCGAUCUGAUGAUUGAAACGUUCUCCAAGGACGUGUUGGCCAACUCUUACUCCGCGUACAUCGAUAACUUCCUCAAUGCCAAAGAAGCUGUGAGAUUGGCCAAAGAGGCGAAGCCGGCAUUCAUUAAGUUCCUAGAGCAAUGUAUGAGAGAGAACAAGGAAAAGCAAGCACUGUCUGACUUGAUGAUCAAACCAGUCCAGCGAAUUCCACGCUAUGAGCUUCUGAUAAAGGAUCUACUGAAACACACGCCUGAGGACCACCCCGAUCACUCGUGCCUGCUCGCAGCACAGCGGUAUGUCAAGCUGCUCGCCGAAAGGAUAAACAAGGGGAAGAAGAAUGCAGAGGAGGCAGAGAAAGAGGCUCGCAUCCUGCUGGAGAUUGAAUCCCACAUAGAGGGCAUGAUGGACCUUCUGGUUCCUCACAGGAAGUUCUUAAGGCAGGAGAUGGUGAUUGAAGUGAAAACAGUCAGCAGUAAGAAGGAACGUUCGCUCUUUCUGUUCACGGACCUGAUCAUUUGUACAACUUUGAAGCGUAAAACUGGCUCUCUCCGGCGGAGCUCCAUUAGCCUUUACACAGCUGGGAGUGUGAUAGACACCGCAAGUAAAUACAAAUUCCUCUGGAAGAUGCCGCUGGAAGAUCUGGACAUUGUUAAAGGUCAAUCGCAGACCACCAAUCGAGAAAACAUUCAGAAAACCCUCAGUCGCCUGGAGGAAGACUUUAGCAUCUUAAGCCAGAUCAGCACGUUGGCAGAGACACUCAGUAUUUCACAUCAGAGUUUGGAUGACGUCAUUAAAGAUCUGAUGGCCUCUGUGAACCGGGAACUGUCGGAGAAGCAGUCACUCGCGGUCAGCACCAUGUUCCCGCUCACCAAAGUGGAAAUGACCGCAACCACCCCCGAUGGCACGGAGACCUUCGUCUUCGAGUUCAGUAGCAUUGAGGCACGAGCGAGCUUUGAGCAGGCCUUUGAGGAGACCAAGAAGAAAUUAGCUUUGAACAAAGAUCACUGGGACCCGGAAUUCCUGAAGGCCAUUCCCAUCAUGAAGACACGCAGUGGAAUGCAGUUCUCCUGCGCAUCUCCCAGCCAUGGCGGCCCGGACAACACUCAUGAGGUUUGGGUGUGUAACAGCGAUGGCUAUGUUGGCCAGGUCUGUUUGCUGAGUGUGAAGCCGGUGCCCACGGUUGAAGCCUGCAUCGCAGUGUGUUCGGCGAGGAUUAUCUGCAUCGCCGCAGUGCCAGGGCUCAGUGGCACCUCCAGGUCAGCAUUCAUACUCGCUUCUCCCCCUCCCCCCUUAGCUCCAGGUCCACAGCAGCCGCUCCACAUCUCCAUCUCCAGCUCGGCUCAGUCGCUGGGAGAGUCCACGGAGAGUGGCAGCAGGAGCCUCAACCCCUUCGACAGCGACGACACCGAGGACGACGAGUCUUCCCCCAGCCCGUCCGGCACGCUGCGGAGCCAGGCCAGCAGGUCCACCGUCUCCUCCAGCACCGGGAAUGAGGAGAUGUUGAGCUCAAAGGAUUUUGUGACGGAAACCACCAGCUCAGAGGAGGAGGCCGAGUCGGAUUACAUCGCCAACAACCGCUCCGUGUGUCAAACCCGCAACAGCGACAGCCCCAUGGACGGGAGGGCAAUGAGGCGUUCGAGCCGUGGGUCCUUCACAAGGGCCAGUCUGGAGGAGCUUCUGAGUAUUGAUCCCGAGGCCAACCAGAGCUCGAUGUGGCUGGGCACAGAAGACGGCUGCAUUCAUGUCUAUCAAUCGUCUGAUAACAUCCGCAACCGGAAGAACAGUAUGAAGAUGCAACACUCUGCGGCAGUCAUGUGCAUCCUAUACCUGGACAAUAAGGUGUUUGUGUCCCUGGCGAAUGGAGAACUGAUAGCGUACCAGAGAGACGCAGGAAGUUUCUGGGAUCCACACAAUGCUCAAACAUUGUGUUUGGGUUCGCCGGGAAGUCCUGUCACCAAAAUGGUACCGGUGGCGGGAAAGCUUUGGUGCGGUUGCCAGAAUCGGAUUCUCAUCAUGAACACAGCAAACCUGACCCACGAGCACACCAUCCAGAUUGGUCAGGACAGCAAUCGGUGUGUGACGAGCCUGGUGGGCUGUGGCCUGGGGGUGUGGAUCGCACUGCAGAGCAGCGCUCAGGUCAAACUCUACCACGCCAACACCUACGAGAACAUCGCUGAAGUGGACGUCGCCCCCGCUGUGCAUAAAAUGCUCGCAGGUUCUGAUGCCAUUAUCCGUCAGCACAAGGCAGCCUGCCUUCGGAUCACUGCCCUCCUGGCCUGCAAAGACCUUCUGUGGAUUGGAACCAGCGCUGGGGUAGUGUUAACACUAUCCAUUCCCCACAUCACUGCCAACACCACCUCCUUCAGGACGCCGCUGAUACCCAUGGGCUCGGCACACGGACACACAGGACACGUGCGCUUUCUGACGGCCAUUGAACUGCCCGAAGUCUUUGAUCUCACUUUCCCUCCAAUGAGGGAACCAGGUUGCCCGAGCGUGGCUGGUGACCGAGUGGCCGGGCUGCAGAAACGAGACUCCACACGGCGCAGGUCAUCAGCCAUCAUCCCGUUGAAGACAAACAUACUGGUGAUCAGCGGAGGAGACGGCUACGAAGAUUUCCGGCUCACCAACAGCAGCGAGACGGUGGGCCGCGACGACAGUACCAACCACUUGCUCCUGUGGCGCGUUUGAGAGGAUGGGAAGCCCCCUAACCUCUCUUUCCCCCCCCCUCCCCGCCUCUCCCCGAGGUG
Molecule: messenger RNA, 7183 nt
Organism: Callorhinchus milii (elephant shark)
Lineage: Eukaryota; Metazoa; Chordata; Chondrichthyes; Chimaeriformes; Callorhinchidae
Product: rho guanine nucleotide exchange factor 17
Biological process (GO): actin cytoskeleton organization
Molecular function (GO): guanyl-nucleotide exchange factor activity; protein binding
Source: RefSeq, a predicted model, not a curated record